AAAUCGACAUCAGACUGCGGCUCCGUGUGGUUCUGGAGGUGGAAACAGUCGAGUCUCCUCAGUCACCCGCCGGCGCCGCCUCCUCUCCGGUCUGCAGCGGAGGACACGGGACAGACUUCUGCACGAAGACACGGGGGAAGGGCUACAGAGAGGAGUCCAAUGCUGCUAGGUCUAGGUUCUCCACGAGGACUCGUCCAGGCUCCAUCACCACUUGCUGACCAACACCCUUUGGAGGCUGCUAUGUCCGUCUGAGCCCACCGAUCCUGCUGCAGUCAUGGCCCGACAGAGCACUGCGCUGGCCCGUUGCUAGGUGGCAGGGCAUCCGAGAGGGCAGAAGACAUGUUGGGACAGAGGCCCGGAGACCACUGCACUGAAUUCUGUUACUGUAGCUGCUGUAGUAACCAUGGAAACGCUACAGAGGGCUGGUCUGGUCUGCAUUGUCAUCGUCAUCGCGGUUGCCACCGGGGCCGAAGGAGGUCAGAAAAAUGAGUUCUCCCAGUCGCAAGCUGCUUUCCUGUCCAAUCUAGGUGGUUAUGAGAUUGCCAUCCCGGUCCGCGUCGGACCCCACGGCGCGGCGCUGGACACAGAACCUCGUCACAGAAGGAGCCGCAGCACUGAGGACGGACUGCCCGACUCUCUCUUCUACCAGCUGUCCACUUCACGCAACAACUUCCUGCUUAACCUCACGCUGCAGGGAGGCCUGCUGUCGCGACAGUUCAGGGUGGAGUACUGGAAGAAAGGCCGAUUGGCCUGGAGUCAUCCGUACUCUCCCCAUUGCCACUACGUGGGACACCUCCAAGACCAGCCGCACUCCAGCAAAGUGGCCCUCAGCAACUGCAAUGGCCUGCAGGGGGUGAUUGUUGCAGGGGGAGAGGAGUACCUGAUUGAACCCCUUGUCUCACCAGAUAACCAGACCGGCACUGAGAAGGGGGAGGAGUCUGAGGCGCGUCCCCAUGUGGUUUACAAGCGCUCGUCGCUCCGCCAUCAGUACAAGGGCCAGUCCUGUGGAGUCAUAGAUGAGAAGCCGAUGAAAGGUGCGUCAUGGUGGCAGAGAACUCUGAAGACGCCUCCGCACCACGUGGGCCGCGGCCAGCUGCCUCUGAAGCGCUCCGUUAGCCGGGAGCGCUACGUGGAGACGCUGGUGGUGGCCGACAAGAUGAUGGUGGGUUACCAUGGCCGCAGGGACAUCGAGCAGUACAUCCUGGCCGUCAUGAAUAUUGUUGCCAAACUGUUCCAGGAUUCUAGCCUGGGGAAUGCAGUCAACAUUGUGGUUACGCGGCUCGUUCUGCUCAUGGAAGACCAGCCAACGCUAGAGAUCAACCACCAUGCAGGGAAGUCUUUAGACAGCUUCUGUAAGUGGCAGAAGAACAUUCAGCACCGGAGCAGCUACGGUAACGCCAUACCAGACAACGGGAUCGCUCACCAUGACACUGCUGUGCUUAUCACCAGAUACGACAUCUGCAUCCAAAAGAACAAGCCCUGUGAAACCCUAGGUCUGGCCCCUGUAGGAGGGAUGUGUGAGCCAGAGAGGAGCUGCAGCAUCAAUGAGGACAUCGGCUUGGGGACGGCCUUCACCAUCGCCCACGAGAUCGGACACACGUUCGGGAUGAACCAUGACGGGAUGGGGAACGCCUGCGGGCCCCGCAGCCAGGAGACCGCCAAGCUGAUGGCUGACCACAUCACCAUGAAGACCAACCCGUUCAUCUGGUCCGCGUGUAGCCGGGAUUACAUCACCAGCUUCCUGGACUCAGGAAUGGGCUCCUGUCUGAACAACGUCCCUCCCAAGCAGGAGUUUGUGUACCCCACCACGGCACCGGGUCAGGCCUACGACGCAGACGAACAGUGCCGCUUCCAGUACGGCGUCAGAUCUCGACAAUGUAAAUACGCGGAAGUCUGCAGUGAACUUUGGUGCAUGAGCAAGAGCAACCGUUGCAUUACCAGCAGCAUUCCCGCUGCAGAGGGAACUAUCUGUCAGACAAACACCAUCGAGAAAGGGUGGUGCUACAAGAGGGUGUGUGUGGCGUACGGGACGCGUCCAGAGGGCGUGGACGGGGGCUGGGGGCUGUGGUCCCCUUGGGAGGAGUGCAGCAGGACCUGUGGAGGGGGAGUCUCCUCGUCUAUCAGACACUGUGACAGCCCCAGGCCAACUAUUGGAGGAAAGUAUUGUCUGGGGGAGAGAAAGCGCUUCAGGUCCUGCAAUAUUGACGAGUGCCCUGCAGGCUCCAAGGAUUUCCGGAUUAUUCAAUGCUCUGAUUUCGACAGCGUUCCUUUCCGGGGAAAGUUUUACACCUGGAAGCCAUACAGAGGGGGUGGGGUUAAGCCCUGUUCUCUCAACUGCUUGGCAGAAGGAUACAACUUCUACACCGAGCGUGCUCCAGCUGUGGUGGACGGCACGCCUUGCCGAGACGACUCUCUGGACGUGUGUGUUAACGGAGAGUGUAAGCACGUGGGCUGUGAUCGAGUUCUGGGCUCGGAGGUUCGCGAGGACCGCUGCCGGGUCUGCGGGGGGGACGGGAGCAGCUGCGUCUCUGUGGAGGGGCUUUUCAACAACUCGCUGCCCGAAGGAGGUUAUGAAGAGGUGGUCAGAAUUCCUAAAGGAUCCGUGUUUAUCCACCUACAAGAGCUCAACAUCUCCCUCAACUACCUUGUGCUGAAGAGCAAAGGAGACCAGUAUUUCAUCAACGGGAAGCUGACCAUCGACACGCCUCGCAGAUUCAAUGUUGCGGGCACCACCUUCCACUACAGGCGGCCCACCGAUGGACCAGAAACUCUGGAAGCCCUGGGGCCCACCAACAUGACCCUGAUUGUCAUGGUGCUGGUGCGGGAGGAGAACCCGGGGAUCCACUAUCGCUUCAACCCCCCCCAGUACAGGGAACCUCUCACUGGCUUUGCCUGGCACCACACCUCGUGGUCACGCUGCUCAGCUCUCUGUGCCGGAGGUGUGCAGACGCAGCAGGUGGUGUGCAGGAAGCAGGCGGACCACUCGGUUGUCUACAAUCACUUCUGUGACAAGAAGAUCAAACCCAAGGAGAAGAGAAGAUCCUGCAAUACUGAGCCGUGCUCCCCAUCCUGGCGGACCGGCGAUUGGUCGGACUGCAGCCGCAGCUGUAACAGCGGCCUGCAGACGCGGGAGGUGUUGUGUAAAAGGAGGAUCUCGGUGGCGGAGGAGAAGGUGCUGGACGACUCGGCCUGUGCAAGCCCCCGCCCUUCUCUCACUGAGCCCUGCAGCAACCAAAGCUGCCCCCCUGAGUGGCUGGCCCUGGCCUGGUCAGAGUGUACGCCCAGCUGUGGUCCCGGCUACAGGCACCGUGUGGUCUUGUGCAAGAGGGGUGAGAGCGGUGAGAGUCUGCCAGACUCCAAAUGCUCCAAACAUGGCCGGCCCACCUCCAGGGUGCGCUGUAACCUGCAGCGAUGCCCCCCCCCUCAGUGGGUGACGGGUCCCUGGGGAGAGUGUUCUGCCAGGUGUGGUCUGGGUCAGGAGAUGCGUUCGGUGCAAUGUCUGACCCCCAACGGCCAGCCCUCCAAUGAGUGUCUGGAGCAUCAGCGGCCGUCGGCCAUGCAACAGUGCAAGAGCAAAUGUGACCUCAGUCUGCCCAUCAGUACAGACAACCCUGAAGGCCAAAUGUCGGGAGGAUUUAUGUCAUUCCAUACAAGUCGUAUAAGUCUGAACAAUAAAGAGUGUAAAGAUGUGAACACUGUGGCCUACUGCCCCCUAGUGCUCAGGUUCAAGUUCUGCAGCAGACCAUAUUUCAGACAGAUGUGCUGCAAGACCUGCCAGGGACACUGACCUGGACCCUGUGGAGCUCACAGCAUGGGGUUCAUGAGCCUGAAGCCCCGAGCCUGCUCACAGCAGCCCUCACACUACCCCUGGCAGAGGAGCGUGAGACCUCACCUGGACCCCUUCAGACUGACACCUGGUCCGUUUACUGUUAAAGUGGGACCCUUUUUUUUUUUUUUUAACCAAGGCGACUCUCCGGGCCGAACUCUGCCAAAACAGCCAGAGCCGCCGCGUUUGACAUUCCACUGGAGGGAGGGAGGGAUAGACGUGGUCUUUCUUCCUAACUCUGUUGUAAUAUUUGGUGCUACUAUACUUCUCCUGGUCGCAGCACUCUUCUCAAACCUUGACGUGAACAGGUGGUAUUUGUUUUAGUUGUAAAAUCCACUUUGUAAAGGAAAUAGUUUUUUUUUUUUUUCACAUUUGUUUGGUGGCGAGGAGGAAUAUCUGAUGCUAUACAAUGAAAGAUUUGUUUUUACGUUAUCACUUUGUUUCAUGGCUUCGUAUCAAUGUAUUUUUUUAGGUCCUCGCUUUUAUUCCGCUGAAGUAAGAGCAGAGUUGGAUUUGCACAGUGUCAGCAGUCAGAGGACUAAUGUAGUGAUGUGUUUUAUGUUCACUUAGUGUCUCUGUGGGAGUCUUCUAUAAGAAUCUGAAUCUGUGGAAGCUUUGAAGGUCUCAAAGCGGCGUGGUCAUGCCAUCUUGGUUAGUUUGCUUAAAUGUUAUCAUGUUGAGUAAAACACACUUCCACCGUGCUCUGUCACACAGACACACUUCUUUAGUAAUGAAGCCAGUGCCGACUCACGCUCUUUUCUAGCUUGGGCAAAGAAUCUUAUAAAAAAACUGAACUGGGCUCGGUGUCGUUAUCUGAAAGUCCACGAGCGCUGUCCUUCCUUUCUUCUUGUUGGAUCAUUUUGCCACGUGUUACUGCUCAUUUGAAGGUGCUAAUAACGUUAUCACAAUAUUCACACUCUCUCCGAACUGCUGAGGGAAAUAUCUGACGAUUUAACUGCUAAGCGCCCCGUGGUGUGUAACUCUGUCCAGUGCCGGGUACGCAGUGCUUACAACAGUCAGAGCUUUUCCACUGAAACGGGACAGCUGAACAAUCUGCUGGAAUAAAGUACCAUGAAGUCCAGAGCAUUUGCAGACUCAGGUGAUGAUUGUCUGUAGAUGAAUCACUCGUACAUCCUCAUUUUGUACAUCGAUGGUGUAUAAAUAUUGGUAUUGCUGCGCUAUUGGAUCAACGCAGUUUGAUACUAAAAUUCUCUAAAACUGCAAAACCCCUGUGUGAGCUCUCGAAGGUCCAGUGAUUAUGUCGACCCUUAAGGUCAUUAGAAAAAUGUCAACUCACCUAAAUUUGUGUAAGUCUGUUUUUUUAUUUUUUAUAUGGAGUAAAUAAAAAUGCAGAUUUAGCUGUUUCUCCGUCCUAAACAAUAUUAGAAAUGCUGCCUAAGCUGCUUUAGAGAUCAGUCAUCACUGUGUGAGGCUUCUUGUGGUGCUAUCAGUUCACUGUUGUUGUCAUUGUUAUUUUUUUUAACAAGUGUGCUUUUAAUUAUUUUUUGUGCUUUCUGUUCUACUAAUCUGCAGAUUUGGAACCUUGCCUUUGAGGCUCCUCUAUGGGCCCCAUGGUUCAUUUCUAUCAAAAUAUAUGCUUUUACUUUCCACCCUCGCAUGUGGUUGAUGUAGCCACUCGUCAAUCAAAAUCCACAAGAUACUGCUAACCAUGCAAAUUGUUGAAUUAGGUCAAAUACUGGAACAAUCCAAAGGGGCAACAUUUCCAAGCUAAAUUAUUUUUUUUAACAAUGAAAAUGAACCAAUGGUUGAGGCAUUAACCAGACGUUUGACUUUCCGGAAUAAAAGUAGGUUAUGAGGAUCUGACAGUCAGAUGGUAUGCUAACCCACCCAUGGGAAUAUUAUGUGAUUUUAUAUGUUCGCAGAGUUCAUUUAUAUGACAUCAGUGUGUGCGGUCACGUCACACACAAUUUUCCAUGACUGAACAUCUUGAAAUACCAUUUGUAUAAUUUUCAGUUGCACAUAAAGUUUCAGAAGAGAUUUAUAUUUUAGUGUCUGAAAGGCAUUUUAUUCUAUGUAUCUACCUGUGCUUAUAAUUAAGGUUAACACUAAGAAGAUGGACAGUACCGGUAGUUGUCAUUUUAUUUUGUCACAUGCUGAUUAUAACAUGACAUGAACGCUAUGUUUUCAAUAGUAUAGAAGAUGACUCCAUUUGCCCCCCAUGUACAUCUGUUUAAAAGGAAAUAUUAAAUUGAUUUAAACAUGGUGCAUUGUUGAUUCCAAUAAAUCCGA
Messenger RNA from Pungitius pungitius (ninespine stickleback), 6076 nucleotides. RefSeq names its product ADAM metallopeptidase with thrombospondin type 1 motif, 10 (gene adamts10). Gene Ontology annotation, cellular component: extracellular matrix. The transcript has 27 exons. The record is from RefSeq and is a predicted model, not a curated record. The coding region runs from base 404 to 3787 and encodes 1127 amino acids. Gene Ontology annotation, biological process: extracellular matrix organization; proteolysis. Gene Ontology annotation, molecular function: metalloendopeptidase activity. Lineage: Eukaryota; Metazoa; Chordata; Actinopteri; Perciformes; Gasterosteidae.